CCGGUUCAAUUUUCCCAAAAUCGCUUUUCGCACCCGCGCUUCUCCAGUGCGAACAAUAGCUGCUACCGAGUCGUCCUCUCCCCGGUCGCUCUCUCAGAAACCCUAGCCAUGGCGACGACCCCGCCCAUCUCCGCCGCGAACGAUGCCGCGGCGGCGCCAUCCACCACCAUCUCCCACGUCAUCUUCGACAUGGACGGGCUCCUCCUGGAUACGGAGCCGUUCUACACGGUGGUGCAGGAGAGGAUCCUGGAGAGGUUCGGGAAGGUGUUCGAUUGGUCGCUGAAGGCGAAGUUGAUGGGGAAGAAGGCGAUCGAGUCGGCGCGGAUCUUCGUGGAGGAGUGCGGGCUCGUGGGGAUGCUCACGCCCGAGGAGUUUUUGGAGGAGAGGGAGGGGAUGCUGCAGGAGCUCUUCCCCACCUGCUCCCUCUUGCCCGGAGUGGAACGAUUGGUAACUCAUCUUCAUAAAAAUGGGAUACCGAUGUGUGUUGCUACCGGAUCCUACAAACGGCAUUUUGAGCUUAAAACACAAAAUCACGGUAAAAUCUUUGCAAUGAUGCAUCAUGUCGUCAUGGGAGAUGAUCCAGAAGUAAAGAAAGGCAAGCCGUCUCCUGAUAUAUUUCUUGCCGCUUUAAAGAGAUUUGAGGAUAAUGUAGAUCCAAGUAAGGUCUUAGUUUUUGAGGAUGCUCCAUCAGGAGUAGCAGCAGCUAAAAAUGCAGGAAUGUUCGUGGUAAUGAUACCAGAUCCAAGGUUGGAUGCUUCUUACCAUAAAGACGCCGAUCAAGUGCUCAGUUCCCUUCUGGAUUUCAGACCAGGCGACUGGGGCUUGCCACCUUAUGAAGAUUAGAAUUGAAGACCUGUCUGCUUCGGGAACCUUGCUUCCUCUACUUGAGGCAAAACCCUAAUUUAAAUUCUUUUCGAGGCAAUUUUUUUUAACGGAAUAAGUGGUUCUCCUUAGUUUGCAGUUUUAUCUGAUAGAAAAUAUACUCUGUUUUCUGUUUAGAGAAGUAGAAAAAGUACAAGUAUUUAUUGUGCUGGAAUAUGUUUCUUGCUUGUUUCUGUACUCAUUCGAACAGUAGAUAGAAAUCGGCAGUUGAACGCA
Messenger RNA from Ananas comosus (pineapple), 1098 nucleotides. Its product is annotated as (DL)-glycerol-3-phosphatase 2-like. The coding region runs from base 109 to 843 and encodes 244 amino acids. NCBI's taxonomy places the organism in Eukaryota, Viridiplantae, Streptophyta, Magnoliopsida, Poales, Bromeliaceae. Gene Ontology annotation, molecular function: sn-glycerol 3-phosphatase activity. The transcript has 6 exons. Gene Ontology annotation, biological process: glycerol biosynthetic process. The record is from RefSeq and is a predicted model, not a curated record.